AUGGCUCGAAUUGAUCUCAUUGAGUUGUUACGUCACAAUCACCGCGUAACCGAUUUGGAGAGGCUGUAUGAAGAGAGCUAUAAUUUAAGGUGUAAACGUUACGUAUGUAUCAAAAAACAGUUAUCAAUCGGUUAUUGGAAAUCAAAACUGAAUAUGAUUGAAAUUAAAGUAAUGCAUGGAAAAUGUUGGUCACUAUUAGGCACAAUUGUAAAUAGUAAAUUACAUUUAUAUCCUGAAGAAGCUCUAUUUCUGAUGCAAUGCUCUAUAUUACAAGUAUUCAAUGAAGAGGAUAAUAUUCCAAUAUCAAUGGAAGAAGCUUAUAAUUUUUGGUUGAAUGAUCAGUUAACAUUAAAACAUGUACAAACUUUUUCUUAUCUGGCUAGAUUAGGAUUUAUUAUACGAAGACAUCAACAACAACAGCAGGAACAGCAACAUGAACGAAUAAAAACAACAGCAGUUGGCAUAAAACGAAAACGGGAUGAAAUGGAUGAACAUAUAUCCAUUUUGAACAUAAAUACUAAUUAUCAUGAAGCGUUUCUUACAAGAAACAACGAUACAAACAAUUCUUCUAGCCAAAUAGAAGAAUCUAUGAACGAUGAAAUGAACGAUAAAAAUGAGCGUCAUUGGUUUGUUGGUUAUGACUAUGAUGAAACGAAUCUGAUAAAUAAUAAAAAACGUUUAAAUUGGUCUAUAGAUGAUUGUAGUUGGACGAAAUCACGUGUACUACCACAUUGGCUACCAAAACAAUUUUAUGAGAAGGUAAUGGAUGUAGAUAUUCCCAUAUGUCAAUAUUUAAAAACAAAGACACAAUUUGAUCUUUUAUAUUCUACUAAUGAUGAACCAUUAAUGAGAUUAUCUGACUGUAAAACACAUCAGACUAUAUGUGAACGUUUAUCAUCAUUUAUUCAUUCUGACACAUUACAAGCACAAGCACAAUCAUCACUACCACGAACUCCUUCUCUAUCGUCAUUAACCUAUGAUAUUUAUUAUCCAAAUAAACAUUUUCGUAAAACAUUGCCCGGCAUACCAGCUUAUCGUUUACUUGUAUUAGAUGGUAAUGAAAAUGACUUAAGUAAUCAAUUAGAUGAAAUUAUGUUUUAUUGUUCAAAUGUAUCAGUUCUCGUUGCACUUGUUCACAAUGGAGAUGUUUGUUUUUAUUGUUUUUCUUCGUUUGAUGCAUCAAAAACAUUAAGAGAUCCACCAAAAAUUUAA
Didymodactylos carnosus is the source of this 1212-nucleotide messenger RNA. NCBI's taxonomy places the organism in Eukaryota, Metazoa, Rotifera, Eurotatoria, Philodinida, Philodinidae. The record is from the annotation of a GenBank genome assembly.